GGCGCGGGAGCAAGGCUCCCGCGGCGCUGUCAAGGAGCUCGAAGCGGAGGGUGCUCGGGACGGGGAGACCCGGCCGCCGGGCCGCGGGCGCCUCAGCGAUGUUUUACUCAGGACUCCUCACCGAGGGCGGCCGCAAGGAGACCGACAUGCGGGAAGCGGCGUCCCUGCGACAGCAGCGCCGGAUGAAGCAGGCGGUGCAGUUCAUCCACAAGGACUCCGCCGACCUGCUGCCCCUGGACGGCCUCAAAAAGCUGGGCUCGUCCAAGGACACGCAACCUCAUAACAUUCUGCAGCGGCGCCUCAUGGAAACCAACCUGUCUAAGCUCCGGAGCAGUCGUGUCCCCUGGGCCUCCAAGACCAACAAAUUCAAUCAGGCAAAAUCUGAAGGGCUAAAGAAGUGUGAAGAUGAUGACAUGAUUUUAGUGUCUUGCCAGUGUGCUGGAAAGGACGUGAAAGCUUUGGUCGACACCGGUUGUCAGUAUAAUCUCAUCUCUUCAGCCUGUGUGGACAGAUUGGGACUAAAGGACCAUGUCAAAUCUCACAAGCAUGAAGGAGAAAAGCUUUCUCUACCACGGCAUCUCAAAGUAGUCGGCCAGAUUGAGCACCUACUGAUUACAGUGGGCUCUCUCCGUCUGGAUUGCCCAGCAGCUGUUGUUGAUGAUAAUGAAAAAAACUUGUCGCUUGGUCUUCAGACUCUUAGAUCCCUGAAGUGUAUCAUAAAUUUGGACAAGCACCGGCUGAUCGUUGGGAAGACAGAAAAAGAAGAAAUCCCUUUUGUGGAGACAGUUUCUUUGAAUGAAGACAACACGUCAGAAGCAUAAUUGCAGUGGAGCGUGUCUGCAUGUGCACACACACCAGGUUGACAGACUGAGAAAACCGGGUUUGAACUAAAUGCAGUAGCAACUUGCUCUGGACCAAGUCCUUCCCUCCAGUACACCCUGCAGGGGCUUCUUCCCACUCAGACCUUUCUAGACUAUAGUCUGUGCUUAGAGAUCUUGUCUGGUUAAUGGCUUAAUGGUUAAAUAGCCAUUGAUUUUUUUUUACUUCUUUGAAUAUUUAAUUUAUAGACCCUUUUGACACUGCCAGGUCUCGUUUGUGGCUUAUUUCUCUGCUUAUUCCAAGAAUUUUCUUUUUAUUGGUCCAGUGUAGGGGCUGCCAGGUUCUAUUUCUCCACAGAUAACACUUAAUUUUUAAAUAGUAAAAUAUAUAGUAAAUAGGAACCUCUUUUUAGCUGUUUCAAAGAGAUAUAGAAACAUGUCUUGAAGUUAUUAGAGUCUCUUCUAAUGAAGUAAUUGAUUUUUCCAAUGUGAACUGAUAGAUGUCUCAGAGAGGUCAUCUAGUCCAGACAAUCCAGUUAAACGCACAGACAGGCAAGUGAAUUGUCUAAACUUACAUAUUAAGUCAGUAGCAGAAGACAGCCAGAAUCCAGCCUCACAUCCAAACCAAGGCUCUUGUGUUGCUUCACUUUUCCCCGAGCCUUAAGAGGAAGGCAGCAAGGAUAGAGUGCAAAACAGAGGGUACUGAUGUGGUUAGUGGUGGAGUGCUUGUCUAAUGCACACAAGGUCCUAGGCUCAAUUGCCAGCACUAGAGGUAGAGACAGAUGGCUUGGUGACUAAGAGUGCUUGCUGUGCAAGCAUGAAGACUGCCAUUUGGAUCCCAGUACCCAAACAAAAGUUGGGCACAGCCCUACACACCCCUGUGAUCCCAGAACUGAGGGUGUUGAAGACAGGAUAACUGUUGGGACUUUCUAGCUUUUGGUCUAGCCAAGAGAGGGAGAGAAAGAGGGAGAGGGAGAGAUUUCUCCAGAGACCCUGCCUCAAAGGAACAAAGUAGAGAGUGACAGAGAAAUAGAGGCCACCCAACAUGUUCCUCUGGCCUCUGUGAGCGUGCACAGGUGCACAGCUCCACAUACACUCCUACAAAUCCCUACAUGUACCCUCUCAUAGACAUACAUCACAGAAGAUAAUGAGAUGGGGGAUAAAACACAGGCUGCAAAGAUGAAACUGUCUCUCACAGUGAACUUAACAAGAGAAAAAAGAAACCAUGUAUAGGAAGGAAUAUUAGCUCCAGACAUGCUAUAGAUGAUCUAAUUGUCACUAUGAGAUAUUGAUUACCCCUAAGAACCAGCUAGAAUUUCUGUCUAUUUUGUUUCAUAUCAAAAAGAUUCAAGUAUCUGGAAAGAGGGGUAGAAAGGAAAAAUAAAAGUCAAGUAGGGCCAGAGUAGAAGGGAGGAGACUGAGUACACUCAGUCAGUGGGAGAGCCUACCUGGGAAGCUCCCUGGGAUUGAAAUAAGGAGUGAAUCAUCCAGGCAGGGAAUUGAAGAUUGGGAAACCUCUCAGUACAAGUCAGUGUUAUGAACCAUUAAGAGCUGGGUGUGGCACAGGCCUUCAAUCCCAGCACUCAGGAAACAGAGUAUGACACCAGCCUGGUCUACAAAGUGAGUUCCAGGCCAGUCAGAAAUACACAAUCUCAAAAGACAAAUAAACAAAAUAAAACAGAACAAUCGUUAUAACUGCCCAGGAUUUCCUGACCCAUCUCAGUGGUUUGGGGAAAUCACAGGGAGGACAUUAUUGUUUUUUUGGUUUUGCUAGUGUGUUAUCUCAGGCAUAGAGAUACCUAUAAUGGAAUCUCCCCUUCAGUUCAGUUAUAGAAGUAUUUGGCUAGUCAGAAAACUAUCCAACUGUGAGUAUCCCUUCAAGAUAUUCCUAAGUCUACCCUUGGCUCACAGCAGUUGGCUAGUGUCCCAGCCAUCAGCCUGCCUAUGAGAGACCAAUGUGCCCUUUCACUGAGGCCUCCCUGCUCUUGUGUUCAUCACAGCACCACACGGCCUGCUUCUCAUAGGCCAGGGCUGGAAGAUGUCACCCCCCUCCCCAUUUCCCUACUUGAGACUUCUACCCCAAGCCCAGACUCUUGGCUGCAAGGGAAGCAUACUGCAGGCUCCUUCUAGUGUCUCCUUAUUUGAAUUUCUUGCGAUCAGCAGUUCUCAGGUUCUUGAAAGAUGCAUUUGAUCCUGGCUCUUUUGAGUUCAGCACUGUGUGGCACUAGGAUGAUUAGAUGGCUUUUAGUGUUCUUUCUGGUCUGUGAAAGUCAGUCAGUGUUUUUUUAAUUUGAAAAUAGAAAUAACUGGGGUGAAAUGGACUCCAUGUCAUAGUUUGCUCAGCUCAUUCAAAUCAUCUGAAGUUUUUAGCCAAUUAUUUUAAUUCCCAGGAGCAAUACAGACACCCAAAAUACUUGAAGAUAAUUAUAAGAAAUCUUGAGGUUCAUUAAUGCUUAUUUUGUUUUUUUUGAGACAGGAUCUCAUUUUGUAGCCUUGGCUGGCCUGGAACUCAGUAUGUAGGUGAGGCUGGCUUCAAACUCAUAGAAAUCUGCCUGUCUCUGCCUCCUAUCAUUCAUGCUUUUUAAAUGCUGUCAAAUUAGUUACUCUUGUAGCUUCUGUCUCCCAAGUAUUCAUAAAAGGAUACUGGCUCUGCUUUGGGGAGCUAGCAAAGUAAGAAGACAAAUAAGUUUUUCUUAGUCAGAAAUGUAGUGUUUCUAAGGGUGUAAGAAAGCGUCCAUCACAUCAGUCUGUGGGAAAUAGUAGCUGACCUGUCUCAUUCCUUCAUAGAUGUCACAUCCAGGAAGCUGAAGGAGGAAUAUUUUCUGCCUUUCCUUGUUCCUUGCUCUGCACACAGCCCACUAGUAUGGUUUUCUGUUCCCUGUCUCAGAGCAUCUAUAGAUGGGAUUACCUAGCUACCUUUGCUCUUGUGUAGUACAAAUACCUUUUCAGGCUGGGGACAUGGAGGAGAUGAACUGGAUUCCUCCUUCUGUUGCCAGGUCUCUCUGCAUUAGCACUUUAUCUGCUCAGUGUUUCUGGCUGUACUGGGCUUCUUUGUGACACUGAUAUAUCAAUAAACUGGAACCUUUCCCUCUG
This is a messenger RNA of Mesocricetus auratus (golden hamster), 3911 nucleotides long. It is a transcript of the gene Nrip3, whose product is annotated as nuclear receptor interacting protein 3. The record is from RefSeq and is a predicted model, not a curated record. Gene Ontology annotation, biological process: proteolysis. The transcript is spliced from 7 exons. The coding region runs from base 99 to 821 and encodes 240 amino acids. Lineage: Eukaryota; Metazoa; Chordata; Mammalia; Rodentia; Cricetidae. Gene Ontology annotation, molecular function: aspartic-type endopeptidase activity.